This is a messenger RNA of Panonychus citri (citrus red mite), 1714 nucleotides long. It is a transcript of the gene l(2)37Cd, whose product is annotated as general transcription factor 3C polypeptide 5-like. Gene Ontology annotation, cellular component: transcription factor TFIIIC complex. The transcript has 2 exons. The coding region runs from base 109 to 1548 and encodes 479 amino acids. Gene Ontology annotation, biological process: transcription initiation at RNA polymerase III promoter. Lineage: Eukaryota; Metazoa; Arthropoda; Arachnida; Trombidiformes; Tetranychidae. The record is from RefSeq and is a predicted model, not a curated record.
UUGAUUCUAAAUGUUAAUUGUAACAUUGAAUUUGUUUUGUUAUUUUUAAUUACUUUUUACUUUGGUUGAUUGUGAUUUGUUUUUCUAUUGUUUUGUAAAUUUGUUAUAAUGUCUCAAUUUAAAGAAUUAGUUUCUAUUGAAUAUCCUGGAAUUGUUAAAAAUUUGGACAGAAUGAUGGAAACAAUUGGUGGAACUGAAAAAUUAAAUGAAACCUUCAAAAAACAAGGAUCGAGACUUGAAUUAUCACCUCGACCUGAUAUAUUCAGUCAUCCAAUGUUGGGUGAUAAAGUGCCAACCAACAAUUUAUUGGUUAAAUGUAUCGAGAAAACAAUUACUGAUGAUCAGGGUAAUGUCAAGAAAAUCUAUGAGACCAAGAUUAUUGGAUUUAUCAGUUUUUCCUAUAAAUUCAAAGCUUUAGCUGAUUUUCAAUAUUUACCAAUGGAAAGAAUCAACUUUGAUUCAAAUAAGCCAAGAUAUAAAUCUCGUUAUAAUGAUAUCAUUCCUGAGUCACCAUUUUCAUCACUGUCAAGCUUUAAUCCGGAUGCUCCUUUAUUGGUUUUACCAACCAUUUUAAGUCGUUUCGAUGUUCCUACUGAAUAUUAUUACAAAGAUGAACCUGUUCAUAAAAAUGAUGCUUUAAAUAAAACGGCAGUUGAACAUCAAGCUAAAUCAAUUAUUGGGUUAACUCGUAAACCAAGAUCGAUCCUCGCAAUGUUAGUUAACUGGGAUGAAGAGAUUCCAACUGAGCCAAAUGCUGUUCUGCUCGAGAAACUAAGACUUCAUGCAUCGAAUAUUAAUGUUCUUGAAGAUCUGAAAAAGUUAUUCCAACAACGACCAAUCUGGUCUCGAAAUGCUCUUCUUUACAAGUUAAAAUGUACUCGAGAUGAUCUAAAGUAUUUACUACCUUGUGUUGCCUUUUAUUAUCCGAAUGGUCCAUUUCGAUGUCAAUGGAUUCGUUAUGGUUUUGACCCAAGGAAGAAUAAAUUCUGUAAAAUUUAUCAAACACUCGAUUAUCGAGUUAAACAAGCUUAUAUCAAGAAAGAUUCUUCAGAUAAAAUUAUGCCCAAGCGUAGUAUUUACGAUUAUGCGAUGCCCUUGUUGAGACGAGAGCCCUUUAAGAAAGCUCAAGAUUGUGAAGGUUCAGUGAUCCAACCAGCGAUAUUUUUACCUCCACCAGGAACUUCAACCGAAACUCCAACCAAGUCAGGAAUAGAAGAUGAACAAAUUUUACUUGCUUCGUAUACCUUUCGACCUGGUGUCCUACCCUCAUGUCGCCAAUGUCACUAUCAACUUUGUGAAAUUCACGUGCCAGAAGUUCAAAAGUUGGUCCAUGAAAACGAUGGAUGUGAACCCGAUAUUUGCCACGACAAAGAUGGCUGGUGUAAGGAAGGGACGGUCGAUAAGAUUCGAGCCAUUCUAUCAACAAUGACCGAUGAAAUGCUCCGAGAAUCUGAACCUGAUGAAGAAAUUCUGGACAAUUAUGAUAACGACGAUUAUUCUGAUCGAGGUCUAUCCGAUGAAGAUGAAUAUCUUUCUUAUACAUCAUGAGUCUCCUAGUCAUUUGUGUAAAAAGAAAAGUGUUUGCAAUCAGUUGAUUCAAUUCAAUGAAAUAAAUUCACUUCAAUCUGUUAUCAAGAUUUCCCAUGUAAAUUGAACUGAUUUAACGACAGUGAGAUUGUUAAAAAUUUUUAUUAAAACGUUUUUUAUAACUUAA